This is a messenger RNA of Fundulus heteroclitus (mummichog), 2058 nucleotides long. Its product is annotated as trace amine-associated receptor 8a-like. Gene Ontology annotation, biological process: G protein-coupled receptor signaling pathway. The transcript is spliced from 2 exons. The record is from RefSeq and is a predicted model, not a curated record. The coding region runs from base 1 to 894 and encodes 297 amino acids. Gene Ontology annotation, molecular function: trace-amine receptor activity. Lineage: Eukaryota; Metazoa; Chordata; Actinopteri; Cyprinodontiformes; Fundulidae. Gene Ontology annotation, cellular component: membrane.
AUGGAGAACCAAUACAGAGCUGAGCUCUGUUUCCCACAUCUCCUCAAUGGCUCCUGCAGAAAGCCCACACUUCACUGGCAGCUCCACACACCUACUAACAUCCUCCUCCUCUCUCUGGCUGUGUCAGAUUUGCUCGUGGGGUUCAUAUCAAUGCCAGGGGAAAUCUACCGAAACACAAGCUGCUGGUUUCUUGGUGACAAUAUUUGUUUUAUAUAUAAUUACUUGUGCUUCAUCAUCACUGCUGCCUCAGUAGGGGAUAUGGUGCUCAUAUCAAUUGAUCGUUAUGUGGCUAUUUGUGAUCCUCUGCAUUACCAAACUAGAGUAACUGAGAGAAGAGUUAAAGUCUGUGUCUGUCUGUGUUGGUUCUGUUCAAUUGUCUACAGCAUUUUAUUUAUAAAAGAUGAUCUGAUUAAGGCAGGAAAGAAUAACUCUUGCUACGGAGAAUGUGUGACAGCUGUGGACAUCAUUGGAGGAACAUUUGAUCUUUUCUUUACUUUUAUUGCACCAGUUACCACUAUCAUAGUACUGUAUAUGAGAGUAUUUGUGGUGGCUGUGUCUCAGGCUCGUGCCAUGCGCUCUCAGGUCACAGCCGUCAAACUGCAGCUUUCAGUCACAACAACAGCAAACAAAUCUGAACUGAAAGCAGCCAGGACUCUUGGUGUUCUUGUGGUUCUGUUUCUAAUAAGUUUUUGCCCCUUUUACUGUGUCUACCUUGCAGGGAUUGAGUCAUUCAGUAGGUCUUCUGUGUUGGCAGUGGAUUUUCUGUCCAAUUUUAAUUCAUGCAUUAACCCUGUGAUUUAUGCCUUAUUCUACCCUUGGUUUAGAAAAACAGUAAAGCUCAUUGUAAAUUUAGAAAUAUUGAAGGCUGGCUCAUGUGAGGCCAUAAUACAGUAAAUAAAUUAGAUUAAAAUACAUUUCAAGGUAAUAUAAAUAAAUCUAAGUAAUUUUCAGUGUUCAAAUGCACAUAGAUUGCCAAAUGUUUAGAUGUUUCCUAUUAAUUUAAAAGUGGUUGAAACUGAACUAUUUUCCUUUUCUUACUUGAGAAACCUAAAUGAAGAAAUAGCCAAUCUCGUUUUAAGAUAAAUCAUUUGAAGGUUCCUGUCUUUUGGUUAGUUUACUUUUAACUUGUUUAAAUUAAAAUCUGUGGUAAAGUUCUUACUUCUCUAAUAUGAGCCAUAAUGUACAGAAUACCGUGGAAAAGCUACACAUUGAAACAGCUGUUUGUAUACUGCUGUAAAAGUGUAAAGAACUAUAUUCUACUUAAUGCUCAUUUUACAUUAUGAAAUCAUGACGUUUGAAUAAUUUCUUGGCAACUUUUUAAGCCAAGAUUGCAAUUUCUUAUUAUUCUUUUUGUGUGUUAGCUGGUGGGUCUGUUAAAAUAGUUUUAUCCUCUCAGCAUAGUUUCUUUAAACUUCUGUUAUUGUACCAGUUGACAUUUGCUGCUUCCUAUCUUUACAUAAAGUUAACUUUCUUGUUUUAUUUUAAGACUCUAAUUGUAAUCCCUGUGGGUUCUACUUUUUACAUUUCAAGUAAUUCAGUUUUGAUAAUUGUUAAUCAAUUCAUUUUGUUGAUCUCAAUAAAAUAAAUGGCUACAAGACAACAGCUGCUAACCUAAGCUUGCCCAUAUAAUCAGAUGCUUGCUGGAAUUUAAAUAAAUAAGGCUAAAUAUUUAUGUGAUAUUAUGCUGCUACAAUGACUAAUCUAUUCAUUUUAAAGCUACUUAUAGAAUCAGGUAAAGUGCUGUAUCCUAUAAAGGUCUACAAAUGAUCAAAUUCUAAUUAUUUGGUAAGUGCGGUAUAUUGUUUAGAAGAAAUUAUGUUUGUUGUUGCUUUUCUUUCCCUAAAAUUCAUUUUAUUUUUAUUAGUUAUUUUCAAGGUAUUACACAAAACAAGGUCUCAGUUAUAUACAAAAACAUGUCAUACAAUGUAAGAACAGGAGUUGGUUGAAGAACACGUCUUAGGAACCCUACCCCUUCUCAGUUCAUCAUAAACAAAGAAUGGGACAUGAUGCUGUUGUACUAUUACACACUGUUUAAAUUAUUUAAUGUUUAAUAAAUAA